CGCACGCGCGGCCUCACGUUCGACUUUCCCCUUGUUCCAAUGGCUCGGCUUAGAUGUGGUGCCGCCUUGAAGGCGGGACUGGGUUCCAGUCUGAACCAAUGGCGCCCCGGGUGAGGGUUGAGGGGUGGAAGGUGCCGGCUGGCGGGUGGUGUAAGUUUUUUCCAGCUCGUGCGCUGGGCUACCGAGUCGACAUGGAGGCUGACUUGACCGAAGAGCUCGAUGAGGAGGAGCAGCUGGUGAGAAGGCAUCGCAAAGAGAAGAAGGAGUUGCAAGCCAAAAUUCAGGGUAUGAAGAAUGCUGUUCCCAAGAAUGACAAAAAGAGGAGGAAGCAACUCACUGAAGAUGUUGCAAAGUUGGAAAAAGAAAUGGAGCAGAAACAUAGAGAAGAACUGGAGCAAUUGAAGCUGACUUCUAAGGAGAAUAAGAUAGAUUGUGUUGCUGUUAACAUUUCAAACUUGGUACUUGAGAAUCAGCCACCUCGGAUAUCAAAAGCACAAAAGAGACGGGAAAAAAAAGCUGCACUGGAAAAGGAGCGAGAAGAAAGGAUAGCUGAAGCUGAAAUUGAGAACUUAUCUGGAGCCAGACAUGUAGAAAGUGAAAAACUUGCUCAAAUAUUGGCAGCUAGACAGUUGGAAAUUAAACAGAUUCCAUCUGAUGGCCACUGUAUGUAUAGAGCCAUUGAAGAUCAACUGAAAGAACAGGAUGGCACUCUUACUGUGGUUGCCUUAAGAUCUCAAACUGCUGGAUAUAUGCAAAGCCAUGUGGAAGACUUUCUGCCAUUUUUAACAAAUCCCAAUACAGGAGAUAUGUAUACUCCAGAAGAGUUUGGAAAGUACUGUGAUGAUAUUGUAAACACAGCUGCGUGGGGAGGUCAGCUUGAGCUAAGAGCUCUGUCUCACAUCUUACAAACACCAAUAGAGAUAAUACAGGCAGAUUCUCCUCCUAUUGUAGUUGGUGAAGAAUAUCCAAAAAAACCAUUAAUACUUGUAUAUAUGAGACAUGCAUAUGGCUUAGGAGAACAUUAUAAUUCUGUUACACGGUUGAUCAUGGCUGAGAGAUUGUUAAUAAAAGCAUCGUAUGGUGGUAAAAACACUAAGAUUAUUACUCUGAAUGGGAAGAAGAUGAAAAAGAUGCCUUCAGCAUUAGAAAGACUGCCCGGCCUGAAGACUCUAGACCUUCGAAAUAACCUAAUUCCCAAAGUGUGCCCAGAGAUAAGCAGCUUGACCCAGUUGACAGCACUAAAUCUGGGAAACAACCUUUUAGAAGAAGUUCCGGAAGAGAUGAAAUAUCUUACAUCCCUGACGAAGCUCCAUUUAUUUGGAAACAGGAUCUGUAGAUUUGCACCUGGAGCAUGUGAUGGCUUACAAAAUUUGAUCCUGCUUAAUCUGAACAAAAAUCAGCUUACGUGGCUUCCUCAAGAAGUCGGCAGAUUAAAAUGUCUUAGGUAUUUGAGUAUAAGUCAUAACCAGCUAACCAGCAUUCCUAGAGAACUUUGUUUCCUUGAAAAUCUUUCUGAACUUCAACUUAACUACAAUAAGCUCACGUGCAUACCUGGAGAGAUUGGGUCCUUAAAGAAACUCCAGAAGCUUUUUCUGGUCCGAAACAACAUUGAAACUUUGCCAGAGGAAAUUUGUGAACUUAAAAAGCUAAGAAUCCUAGACAUAGCUGGAAAUCUUAUUCAGAUAUUUCCACCAGGAUUUCAGGAUCUGCAGCUGAGAGAAUUCUACUGUGAGGGCAACCCACUGUUUGUGAACCAGCCAAUUAUCACUGCGUACAAGGACGCAGUCUUGAGUCUCCAGGAAAUAACAUUACGAUUUAUAAUGCGUCAGCUAGAAGAAAAGAAUCUUCUCCUAAUGCAUGCCUUACAAUGGUACCCAGAGGUCAGGAACAAAAUCUCUCAGGAAAAAGUAUGUGCAGUAUGUGAAAAACCCUUUAUAACCCCAUGGCUGGAAUGUGUUCAGUUUGUUCCUCCACCAAAGAACUGGAAGAUAAGCAGAAAUCUACAGUGGGUACCUCUCCAAACAUUCACGUGUUGUCACAAAUGUUUUAUUCAUCGUGACUGUAACCUCUUUGCAAUUGCUCAGGAGUAGGACAGGUGAGCUGCUCAUUGAGAAUGUCACUCAACUUGCCACGUCAGCUCUGUACACAGUCAGUUAGACCCUAUUUAUGAUACCAUACUGUUCUCGUUCUCUUUGUCCACACAUUACUCAAAGGAAUAAAAAUAAUCCAAUUAUAAAGUUUCCAGUUUAAGUACUAGAAUCUACCUUUAGCUUGUUUAUAUUCUAGGU
Messenger RNA from Lemur catta (Ring-tailed lemur), 2288 nucleotides. RefSeq names its product deubiquitinase OTUD6B. Lineage: Eukaryota; Metazoa; Chordata; Mammalia; Primates; Lemuridae. The transcript is spliced from 15 exons. Gene Ontology annotation, molecular function: cysteine-type deubiquitinase activity; protein binding. The record is from RefSeq and is a predicted model, not a curated record. Bases 54 to 2090 code for a protein of 678 amino acids. Gene Ontology annotation, biological process: protein deubiquitination.